GGAGAGAGGGAGGGGAGGGGGAGAAAGCAACUUGUUAUAAAAUAUAAAACCUUUGAUAGAUACACCCAAACCCACCAAACGAAUAGUUCACAAAGCUAGCUCCAGACUUAUUUGCUUCUAUACACAAAAUAGUUCAAUCCAGUUAAUUUGAGUGCUAGCUCUGAUCAUCGGACUAUUUCCAUCUUUCUACAUCAAUAUCAUGUCUAACCGAUGGUGGACCGGCCCGGUCAACGUGGCCGGCGUAGAAACAUCAUCUCAGGCCAUCAAGAAGCCAGAUCUGGGUAUCUCAAUGAACGAUGCCACCACAGGAAGUGAAGAAGAUGAAAGAGACAACAACAGCGAUGAUCCCAGAGAAGGUGCAAUCGAUCCUUCUAACCGUAGGCCUCGAGGCCGACCUCCGGGGUCCAAAAACAAACCAAAACCACCGAUUUUCGUCACCAGAGAUAGCCCCAACGCCCUCCGCAGCCACGUCAUGGAGGUAGCGAGUGGUACAGAUAUCGCAGAAAGUAUAGCUCAAUUUAGCCGAAAACGACAACGCGGUGUGUGUGUGAUGAGUGCUAGCGGCACAGUCAUGAACGUAACCCUAAGACAACCUUCGGCACCUGGCUCAGUCAUGGCUCUACAAGGCCGGUUCGAGAUUUUAUCCCUAACCGGCGCCUUCUUACCGGGUCCUGCACCACCUGGAUCCACCGGGCUCACUAUAUAUUUAUCUGGAGGCCAGGGCCAGGUUGUGGGUGGUAGCGUGGUGGGAUCAUUGGUAGCAUCAGGACCAGUGAUGGUCAUAGCCGCCACGUUCUCCAACGCUACCUAUGAAAGACUCCCGGUUGAGGAAGAGGAGGAAGCGGAUAGCGUGACACCUGGGCUAGGUGGCGGUGGAUCACCACCGCAACUCGGAAUGGGUGAUCAGAAUCCGAUGGCAGGGUAUAAUAUGCAGCCGAAUUUGAUCCCAAAUGGUGGUGGACAGAUGAACCAUGAAGCUUUUGCUUGGGCUCACGGCCGGCCACCAUACUAGUGAAAGUAAGGUAAUAAGUUCAAAUUUAAUAAUGAUCAUAUUAUGAUAUUAAUAUGAAUUAUUAAAUUAAAGGAUAAAUUAAUUAAUUUUAUUUUAGGAAAAUUGUGUUCUCGCAUACAUACAAUCAUGAACUUCAUAUUGUAAUUAAGUAAGGGGAAAAAUAAUAAUAAAUAAUUUGAGGGUUUGUAUAGCUUUCUUUGACAUGAUUGAAGUUUUGAUAAUCACAUGUUGUAAUGUUGUAAAAUACAUGGUUUCUGUCUAUUGUCUUUUAGUGCUUAAAAAUAUAUUUGUAUGUUACAUAUUUAAUUUAUAGUUGGCCAGUACUUACUUGUAA
Molecule: messenger RNA, 1346 nt
Organism: Lactuca sativa (garden lettuce)
Lineage: Eukaryota; Viridiplantae; Streptophyta; Magnoliopsida; Asterales; Asteraceae
Product: AT-hook motif nuclear-localized protein 20
Cellular component (GO): nucleus
Molecular function (GO): DNA-binding transcription factor activity; minor groove of adenine-thymine-rich DNA binding
Source: RefSeq, a predicted model, not a curated record